AUGACCAUAGGCAUCAAGUCAAGGACACUAAUUGACUUCCAUUUGGCUACCAUUCAUCCCAGAUUGAACUCAAGGUCUUAUGUUCCCGCAGUCCUCUCGCAGGCACCACCCACUAUCAACAACACCGGCUUGGUUGGUUAUACUGCUAACCACAUUUGUCAUGCACAUCACCGCAGAAAGAUAAUAGCUGCAACCACUGAGCGUCAACACCAUGUUACUCUGCGUGUUGCUAUUCAUCGGUUGAAAGAGGAGGGGAAGUCUGGCACAGUUUUAGUCGGGAACCUUGCACGUGAUCUUACACUUCCAGUGGCAUUGACGUGCUCAGAAGUUCAACGCACUGCCAUUGAAAACCUAUGGAUGGAGUGGAUUGACUGGACCAGUAACUACAACCUCGCCUUAGAGUUGCUGGAGAUGUAUAGGUUGCCCAAGUUUUUACUCUAUAGUCCUUGCCAACCUCAACUAAAUUCGAACCAUCUCAUACUACACGAGGUAUUCUAUCAAGCUGGUGACAAGGACCCAAUUCCUAAAUUUGCUUCAAAUUGUCAAGUUACUAUUUUGCUUGUCAUUACGUACAUGCAGUACAAAAACAUCUUGAUCUGGAAGGAGAGAUUGAAGAACACAGGUGAUGAUGAUGCAACAAUGUCAGAUGGGGAUGGGUCAGACAUUAGUGUCGCAGAAAAGGUCUUUUGUGCCGCGACUCAACCCAAGAAGGGAAUUCGGAAAUCUUGUACGCCAGAACAGCUUAUUGUCAGUACCUCGUCAUCUUUGAAACAUACAAAGACAAUCACUUCGUCAAACGCAGGCCACUCAACAAUAUCUUCUCGUCACCAGUUGCCUAACCUAGUAAACAAAGUACCUGAGGGUGUAGCAGAGCCUGGGGCUAACAAUUUUGACCUUGAAGAUAACAAGAUGGAGGAAGAUGAGUUGGACAAAGACAAGAAAGAUGAGGAAUUCCAGGCACGUGACAAGGAGGAACUUGAGCCAGUUAUGGGUGCACAGUCCAAAGAAGUGACCUUUAAAGACGAGCUGGCCAAGAUGCUCAUCGAGGCUAAUUGCAUGUACUGGGGUACCAAUCUCAUGAAAAUAGUCUACCAGUUUAUUGCCAGCUGUCCUGUGCGCAAUAAGGAUCCAUCUGAACUCCCUCCUCCUGAAAUCCAUCAUAGAAAAUAUGCUGCUUGUUUUGGGGAGGGUAACUGGACUGAUACAUUAUAUAACUUUCCUCAACCUCACUGCUGUAAUGUGUUCUGUGCCUACUUUGCUCUCGAUCCCGUGCUCACUACGCAAGACCGGUCCAAUUCCUCCCAGUCUAGCUCACUGAAAAUUUUUGUACCUCCCCAGGGGCAGACUGAUGUCGAUGAUAUUGCGAGCACUCGUAGGUAG
This is a messenger RNA of Serpula lacrymans var. lacrymans S7.9, 1380 nucleotides long. RefSeq lists its product as uncharacterized. The coding region runs from base 1 to 1380 and encodes 459 amino acids. The record is from RefSeq and is a predicted model, not a curated record. The transcript has 6 exons. Lineage: Eukaryota; Fungi; Basidiomycota; Agaricomycetes; Boletales; Serpulaceae.